This is a messenger RNA of Emiliania huxleyi CCMP1516, 309 nucleotides long. RefSeq lists its product as hypothetical. The annotation marks the transcript as partial. Gene Ontology annotation, molecular function: protein binding. Gene Ontology annotation, cellular component: cytoplasm. The record is from RefSeq and is a predicted model, not a curated record. The transcript has a single exon. NCBI's taxonomy places the organism in Eukaryota, Haptophyta, Isochrysidales, Noelaerhabdaceae.
AGGCGGUUGCUGGCGCUUUCCGUGGAUCCCAGCGCCGUUGGACGCACGGGCUGCACCCAUCUAAUAUUGGCAGCCCACAAGGGCAGGGCGGACAUUGUGCAGCUGCUUUUGCAAGCUGGUGCUGCGUUGGAAGCCGCAGACAGUCGAGGUCGAACGGCGCUUCACGUGGCUGCAUGGGCUGGUCACGAGCCUGCAGUCAAGGUGCUGUGUGAGCACGGUGCUAAUCGCGAAGCGAGGUGCGCAGCUGGCACGACACCACACCAGCUUGCGCACGCGAUGGGCAACUUUGCCGCCGCACAAAGGCUCUCG